This is a messenger RNA of Lodderomyces jiufengensis, 438 nucleotides long. It is a transcript of the gene MED10, whose product is annotated as mediator complex subunit. The transcript has a single exon. NCBI's taxonomy places the organism in Eukaryota, Fungi, Ascomycota, Pichiomycetes, Serinales, Debaryomycetaceae. Gene Ontology annotation, biological process: positive regulation of transcription by RNA polymerase II. Gene Ontology annotation, cellular component: mediator complex; chromatin. The coding region runs from base 1 to 438 and encodes 145 amino acids. The record is from RefSeq and is a predicted model, not a curated record. Gene Ontology annotation, molecular function: transcription coregulator activity.
AUGGUAACUACUACACUAAUACCCAAUGAAAAUAAUCAGGACUUAGUAGAAGCAUCAGAACAAAUAUCAAAUCUAAUAGAAUCAUUCAUAGAAUUAGGAGUAUUAGUCCAUGACAAUCAAGGUACACCACAAUCGAAUAAAGCACUAACAACAAAGUUACAAAUUAUAAUGAAACAAUUAAACAAUCUAACGGAAAUACCAAAUUUAGAUAAGAGGUUAAUACCAUUAGAUGUGAUAGCAUAUAUUGAAGAUGGUAGAAAUCCUGAUAUAUAUACAAGAGAAUUUAUUGAAGUCAAUGCAAAACUGAAUGCAAGAUUAAAAGGUAAAAUGAAAGGAUUUGAAAAAUUAAGAGAUGUUUUAGGUGAAAAAUUAUCAAAAGAAUUUCCAAGAUUAGAAAUUGCAGUAGAAGACAUCAAAAGAAGAACUGAAAAUAUUUGA